AGAAGGAGCGUCUGCCUCGAGAGGAGGCGCGUCCGGCGACACGUCGGCGGCGGCCGCCAAGCUGCUGGCCGCCGGAUUCUACGGGAUAAGCUCGUUUCUCAUCGUUGUGGUCAACAAAAGCGUCCUCACUAGUUACAGGUAAAGGUGCAAAGUGCACAGUCCGCCCAGAUGUUUACAGGCGCUUCUGACGGCGUUGUCGGAGUUAAUGGAGGCACGAGGAGUCCAAAACUCAACCUCCUCCGGAAGUUGGAUUCACUGCAGCGGCUGAGUGGCCUGAGGGGUUAAUACGUGCACAGAUGUUCACGUCAACGAGUAGCUGUUGGAGAUGAACUUUGUUGCUACACACGGUAGUAUGUACGGGAGUUGGGAUGCAUUUUUCUCAUUUGCGUGAUUCUAACGUUGAACUGGAAGCAGUAGUCAACAUGUUUACAACAGGUUCCCAUCAUCAACAUGUGUUGGCAUCGGUCAAAUGCUGGCCACCGUUGUGGUGCUGAGGACCGGGAAGAUGCUGGGCGUCAUAGCGUUUCCAGACCCGGACCUGAGCGUCGCGCGCAAGAUGUUCCCGUUGCCUCUGCUGUACGUCGGGAAUCAAAUAUCGGGGCUGUUCGGGACGCAGCGACUCAAUUUGCCCAUGUUCACGGUUCUAAGGAGGUUCAGCAUUCUUCUCACCAUGGUGUUCGAGGGGCUUCUACUGAAGAAGACCUUCUCCCCCUCGGUCAAAGCCACCGUGUUCACCAUGAUCCUUGGCGCCUUCGUCGCUGCCAGGUAAGACGCCCCACGGCCGCACGCCGCCGUUACACGACUUCCUGUCAACAAGCCGGUGUCACGUGUCCCCCGCUUAGCGCCGACCUGACCUUUGACCUGGAGGGCUACGCCUUCAUCAUGCUGAACAACGCGCUGACGGCGGCCAGCGGCGCCUACGUGAAGCAGAAGCUGGAGUCGAGGGAGCUGGGCAAGUAUGGCCUCCUGUACUACAACGCUUUGAUCAUGCUCUUCCCCACUGUGGCCUACGCCUACUUCUCAGGAGACUUGCAACUAGGGUCCGAGUAUCGCGGCUGGUCCGAUCAGCUGUUCGCCGCGCAGUUCGCGCUGUCCUGUGUCAUGGGCUUCGUUCUGAUGUACUCCAUCAUGCUGUGCACGCAGUACAACUCGGCGCUCACCACCUCCAUCGUGGGCUGCAUCAAGAAUAUUGUGGUGACCUACAUCGGGAUGGUGUUCGGUGGAGACUACAUAUUCACCUGGACCAACUUCCUCGGUCUAAACAUCAGCAUUGCUGGGAGCCUGGUGUACUCCUACAUCACCUUCACACAGGAGCAGACGAAAAAGGCCUAAACCCUGGAGCUCUGAUCCAACAAGAUCACCUACACGUCAUAUUAUCCAUUUACU
This is a messenger RNA of Betta splendens (Siamese fighting fish), 1386 nucleotides long. Its product is annotated as nucleotide sugar transporter SLC35D1-like. The transcript has 12 exons. The coding region runs from base 451 to 1332 and encodes 293 amino acids. The record is from RefSeq and is a predicted model, not a curated record. Gene Ontology annotation, cellular component: Golgi apparatus. Lineage: Eukaryota; Metazoa; Chordata; Actinopteri; Anabantiformes; Osphronemidae. Gene Ontology annotation, molecular function: GDP-fucose transmembrane transporter activity; antiporter activity.